AAUUAUGUUCUGAAUUUAUACUAAACAAUUACAAAUCAAAUAAAAGUUGCAAGGGGAACGAAGCUUGGAUAUAAAUAACGAGUGCAAAUAUUGCAGACUGCAAUUAUGACGGGUCUGGGGAUGGAUUUCGAAGACGAUUUUUUCUUCGAGGAGGAUAAAAUGUUGGUUAUGGAAAAUUGAUUUUUACUUAGCUGUAAUUUGUCACGCUGCAUUACAAUUUUAAUGUGCUUCCUUUAAUGAUUAUAAUAUGCAUGUCUGGAUGCCACGGUGCGGUGGAAUCACAAUUUGACAAGUGAUUCGACCUUGUCCACGAAUAGCAGCAGACUUGAAAAUUCGAGCAGAUCAACUUUGAAUAAAGUUUUUAUUGUUCUUACCACCGUACCAUCGGCUAACAUCGAAUUGCACCAAUUAGCUAUGAUGGAAGAUCGCAUACCAGACAUAGAACUGGUCGCACAAGAUCAAUAUAUACAGCAGAAACCUGUCAAUCAAAUGGGUAUGACAAUUACAUCUGGGAAUGUCAUAAUACAGAAAGACAGCAGUAAUCUUAUUGGUAUAAGCAUCGGCGGUGGUGCACCGCUAUGUCCGUGUCUGUACAUUGUACAAAUCUUUGACAAUACGCCUGUCGCUUUAGACGGUACUCUUCAAGCAGGCGAUGAGCUUGUGGCGGUGAACGGGGCGUCAGUGAAAGGCAAAACUAAAGUAGAAGUCGCAAAGAUGAUACAAUCUUGCGAUUCGCAAGUCAGCAUCAAUUACAAUAAGUUACACGCCGAUCCAAAACAAGGUCGUACGCUCGACAUCGCUCUUAAAAAAGUGAAACAUAGACUGGUCGAAGGUAUGGGUAGUACUACGGCGGAUGCGCUAGGACUGUCACGAGCUAUUCUCUGCAACGAUGCCCUCGUCCAAAGAUUGAUGGCGUUGAAACGUACAGAGAAUUUCUAUAGAGGUCUAGUUACGCACGCCAAAGCUACGUUACACGCUUUUUUCGAUCUGACACAGAUUUACAAAGUAUUUGGAGACGCGUUCGCUGCUAUAGGAGUGCGAGAACCGCAGCCACGCGCCAGUGAAGCUUUUAGACAAUUUGGUGAACAACAUAGGCAAAUGGAAAAGUUUGGUGUGACAAUGUUGAAGACCUUGAAACCUAUAUUGAACGAUCUGGGAACAUAUCUCAACAAGGCUAUACCAGAUACACGGUUGACCAUCAGCAAAUAUGCGGACGCGAAAUUUGAAUAUCUGUCCUACUGUCUGAAAGUAAAGGAACUGGACGACGAAGAGCAGAGCUGCGCUGCUCUUCAAGAACCUCUCUAUCGCGUGGAAACGGGCAAUUAUGAGUAUCGAUUAGUAUUGCGUUGUCGACAAGAAGCUCGCGCGAGGUUCGCGAAGCUGCGUUCGGACGUGUUAGUAAAAUUAGAGUUGCUAGACAAUAAGCAUGUUCAGGACGUCGUAUGGCAACUGCACAAGUUCGCGGCCGGUCUGGCCAAGUAUUACGCUAGUACGCGAGAUCUACUGUCAGCGGUGACGCUAUUCCCGGUCGAAGUUGAUCUAUCGCAUUCCGCGUUUCAAUAUAAAUCUACUGGGCCGCAAACGUUGACGGAUUCGAGCGAAGAUAUCGAAGAGUAUGAAUCGGAAGAGAAGCAGCGCAAUACAAACGAAGAACUCCUUAUCGAUACAUCGAGUUUUCCAUCAGAAUCAACCGAUAAUACAUAGCGAUAUUUAUAUUACUGAGCUUUUAAAGAAUUUUACAAGUUAAAUAAGGUAAUUUUUUUAUAUAACAAUUGACAAUGUAUACAAACUCUCUUAAUUUAAUUCCAAUUGUUAUAUAUCAUGUCACGUGAACGAUGUAUUCUUGUAUGCAUAUAUUUCUCACGAUUGUGGUAAAUAUAGAAUUCAUUAAUUUUUCGCUACGUAUUACAAUAUCACUAAGUGCAACAACUGUAUUUAAUAUUAUUGCAUUGUUAUUUGUUUUACA
Molecule: messenger RNA, 1966 nt
Organism: Camponotus floridanus (Florida carpenter ant)
Lineage: Eukaryota; Metazoa; Arthropoda; Insecta; Hymenoptera; Formicidae
Gene: PICK1
Product: PRKCA-binding protein
Exons: 5
Coding region: 415-1704 (429 amino acids)
Biological process (GO): dendritic spine maintenance; positive regulation of receptor internalization; receptor clustering
Cellular component (GO): postsynaptic early endosome; neuron projection; synaptic vesicle
Molecular function (GO): phospholipid binding; protein kinase C binding; protein domain specific binding
Source: RefSeq, a predicted model, not a curated record